ACGUUAACCGAAUUCCACCUCAACAGUGAAUGUGGCAAGAGCAAGCACAAUUUGACUAAAAAAUAACCAAUUUCAUUUACAGUUAAGUAAAAUGUAUAUCCUGAGAACCAUUUUGGGAGCAUUGCUGUGGUGCAGCGUUUUGCUGAAUCUCAUACGGGCACAAAAGGAGUUAAGACGUGAUGAAACUUAUCCUCCGCCGGAACUGCUAGAGGCGCUCAGACCAGUACACGAUAAGUGUGUUGCCAAAACCGGUGUUACAGAAGAGGCCAUAAAGGAGUUCAGUGAUGGUGAGAUACACGAAGAUGAGCCACUCAAGUGCUAUAUGUACUGUGUGUUCGAAGAAACGGAUGUUUUGCAUGAAGACGGCGAAGUGCAUUUAGAGAAAUUAUUGGAUAGUUUGCCGAACUCAAUGCACAACAUCGCUUUGCAUAUGGGCAAGAAGUGUUUGUAUCCCAAGGGUGACACGAAAUGUGAACGCGCUUUUUGGUUACAUCGCUGCUGGAAGGAGUCGGAUCCAAAGCACUAUUUCUUGAUUUGAGAGCCGCUUCAUUGGAGGUCUUUCACAGCUGACUCUGCUUUUGACAAUGUGAAUACUGAACUUACAUACAUAAUAUGUAUUAAUCUUUAUUGUAGUCUUUUGGUUUAUUAUAAUUUGCAAAUAUAGUUUAACGAACAUUCCAAAA
Messenger RNA from Ceratitis capitata (Mediterranean fruit fly), 683 nucleotides. Its product is annotated as general odorant-binding protein 83a. Gene Ontology annotation, molecular function: odorant binding. Lineage: Eukaryota; Metazoa; Arthropoda; Insecta; Diptera; Tephritidae. Gene Ontology annotation, biological process: sensory perception of smell. The record is from RefSeq and is marked provisional.